AUGACUAGUUCGAUCGACCUCUUUCAACGUCUCUUUAUUUGUCCCGAAGGUUACAAACUCAUGACGGAAAUAUCACGAGGGAUGUCUGCGGACUCUCUACAGUUUGUCAGGGAUGUUAUCACCUUUUAUGAGGCACACAAACAAACAAUGCAUUUUCUUUCCUUCUUGAUCACUGAUGAGAUGCAAAAAGCAACAAAUGGGUCGAUGUUUCGUGGCAACUCGUUUUGUUCGCGGUGUUUGACGAUGUACACGUUUAUUACAAUGUCAAACCAAUACGUCGUCAAUUUUUUGAAGGAACCAAUGGACGAAAUAUUCAGUGGAAAGUAUGGCUCUCUUGAGGUCGUUCCAGACAUAGGAACAGCAAAGAUUUUAGAAAGAAUCGAAAAGCUCAAAACAUGUGUGUCUAAAUUCAUCGCAUCGAUCAUCGAAACAUCAGAACUGUGGCCAGAGUCGUACCGCUACAUCUGUUAUGUUCUCUACAAUGAAACAAAAAAACUCAACAUCAUCAAGCCGAUUCAGUCUAUUGGUGGCUUCCUUAUACUUCGUCUGAUAUGUCCUGCUAUAGUCCAACCUCACAAAACGGGAUUUUGUCUUGAAAAACCAUCUGACGAAGUGAUGAGGAAUUUGGUUGUGGUGUGCAAAAUAGUCCAAUGCAUUUCUAACGCGACUGCUCCGCAUGAACCGCUCUUAAAAGGGUUAGAGUCGUACAUAUCACAGGAGUCUCUAAAACUCGAAGCGGAACUUGAACGGGUCUUUUCUGUCCGACCCAGCAAAUUUUCAUUUGUGCCGAUCAAAGAUAAGGACCUUGAAACCGCGAUCAACGGAAUUCUAUCGCUUUGGGCGGAGAACCAGAAAACAGUGACUACGUACUUGCAGGAGAACGCGCGGCAAGAGUUUAAAGAACUUGCUGAGGCAGUUAUGCUUUUCAAUAGCAAAGAGUAUGUGAGUAAAAAGAGUGUAAUGAAGAAGAAGGCUAAAGAAGAUGAGGCGAUCCAACAACUCUUUGCAAUAGCAAGGAAUGGAAAUGUUGUUGAUUGCGAGAGUGUGCUGAAAAAGUACCCUGAACUGAUCGACUGCACUGACGUGGAUAUGAUGACUCCAUUGCACUAUGCAUUUGUGUUCAAGAACACCGAGGUUGUAUUGUAUCUCUUGAAAAACGGGGCGAGUCUGUACCUGAAAGAUGCGAUGGGGAUGAAUGCGUUACACUACGCUUGUCAGUCCAAUAUGGUUGAGACGUUCGACUUUUUUCAGUCGUGUGAUUAUAGUGAGGUUGGUGAAGUGAAUGAAGAGGGCAACACAUGUUUACAUUACCUUUCACAACACCAAUUUGGGGAAAAGCAUGAAGCGUUUGUACAGUAUUUGUUGUGUAAAGACUCCGCGUUAUUGAACGUGGCGAAUUACGCUGGCGACACUCCUCUACACUUUGCAGUGAAUUGUUAUCUGAGUGACACAGAGAUCGGGACAUAUACAGUGAAGACGUUGGUCAAAUUUGGAGCAAAUUGUACAUUAGAAAACCUUAAGAAGAUUACUCCACUGAUGUUAGCACAGCAAAAGGGAAAGAUCGACAUCAUUAGCUUACUUGUUGUCGACGAGGUGUGUAAGCCAAUUUCACCACAACCAAAUCUGAAGUUAAAUGCAGAGAUCAUCCGGAUCAGAACAAACUCGGCUGAGGUCGCGGCGAAGAAAAGGGGAAAAUCAGGGUCCCACAAGUUACCGUCUUCGCCAAGGCUCCUCCCUGCUUACUUAACAAAACAAACAACCCAACCAAUUAAGUCUUCGCCUGUUGUUAAUAAAUGA
Entamoeba invadens IP1 is the source of this 1797-nucleotide messenger RNA. RefSeq names its product ankyrin repeat-containing protein, putative. The record is from RefSeq and is a predicted model, not a curated record. Gene Ontology annotation, molecular function: protein binding. Bases 1 to 1797 code for a protein of 598 amino acids. The transcript has a single exon. Gene Ontology annotation, biological process: regulation of GTPase activity. NCBI's taxonomy places the organism in Eukaryota, Evosea, Mastigamoebida, Endamoebidae.